This is a messenger RNA of Camelus dromedarius (Arabian camel), 3594 nucleotides long. RefSeq names its product transmembrane protein 104 (gene SLC38A12). The record is from RefSeq and is a predicted model, not a curated record. The transcript has 10 exons. Bases 202 to 1692 code for a protein of 496 amino acids. NCBI's taxonomy places the organism in Eukaryota, Metazoa, Chordata, Mammalia, Artiodactyla, Camelidae.
CAAGGCUCGCGCUGAAAAGGUGGGCUCCCGGCGCGGGCGCAUGCGCGCUGUGGGCGCUGGAGCGGGACAGCUGGCGCCGGCAGCAACCCAGGGACCUGAGGCGGCGGCCGCGGCGGCCCAGAGCAAGCUGCGCUGCAGGGAACCGCCUCCCCGGAACAGAAGGAGCCUUGGCUGCCGACGGACCCUUCCUCACUUUUGGAAAUGGCGGGUGAAAUCACAGAGACCGGGGAGCUCUAUUCUCCCUACGUCGGACUGGUGUACAUGUUUAACCUCAUCGUGGGCACCGGUGCACUCACCAUGCCCAAGGCCUUUGCCACCGCCGGGUGGCUUGUCAGCCUGGUCCUGCUGGUGUUCCUGGGCUUCAUGAGCUUUGUGACUACCACGUUUGUGGUGGAGGCCAUGGCAGCAGCCAAUGCUCAGCUCCACUGGAAGAGGAUGGAAAACCACCAGGAGGAGGAAGACGACGACUCCUCCACAGCCUCCGACAGUGAUGUUCUUGUCCAGGACAACUACGAGCGGGCGGAGAAACGGCCAAUCCUGUCUGUGCAGAGACGUGGAUCUCCGAACCUUUUUGAGAUCACAGACCGGGUGGAAAUGGGACAGAUGGCCUCCAUGUUCUUCAAUAAAGUGGGGGUCAACCUGUUCUAUUUCUGCAUCAUCAUUUACCUGUAUGGGGACCUGGCCAUCUAUGCUGCCGCCGUGCCCUUCUCCCUCAUGCAAGUGACCUGCAGCGCCAUGGGCAACGACUCCUGCGGCGUGGAGGCCGACACCAAGUACAACGACACGGACCGGUGCUGGGGGCCGCUGCGCCGAGUGGACGCCUACCGCAUCUACCUGGCUGUCUUCACUCUCCUCCUCGGACCCUUCACCUUCUUUGAUGUCCAGAAGACCAAGUACCUGCAGAUCCUAACCUCGCUGAUGAGAUGGAUCGCUUUCGCCAUCAUGAUUGUGCUGGCCCUGGUCCGCAUCGGGCACGGGCGUGGGGAGGGGCACCCGCCCCUGGCCGACUUCUCCGGCGUCCGGAACCUGUUCGGGGUGUGCGUCUACUCCUUCAUGUGCCAGCACUCCCUGCCGUCCCUCGUCACCCCCGUCUCCUCCAAGCGCCACCUCACGCGCCUGGUCUUCCUGGACUACGUGCUGAUCCUGGCCUUCUACGGCCUCCUCUCCUUCACCGCCAUCUUCUGCUUCCGAGGAGACAGCCUCCUGGACAUGUACACCCUCAACUUUGCGCGCUGCGACAUCGUGGGCCUGGCCGCUGUGCGCUUCUUCCUGGGCCUCUUCCCCGUCUUCACCAUCAGCACCAACUUCCCCAUCAUCGCCGUGACCCUCCGCAACAACUGGAAGACGCUCUUCCACCGCGAGGGUGGCACGUACCCCUGGGUGGUGGACCGUGUGGUGUUCCCCACCAUCACCUUGCUGCCCCCUGUGCUGGUGGCCUUCUGCACGCACGACCUGGAGUCGCUGGUGGGCAUCACCGGGGCCUAUGCGGGCACAGGCAUCCAGUACGUCAUCCCCGCCUUCCUGGUGUACCUCUGCCGCAGGGACACACAGCUGGCCUUUGGCUUCGGGACCAUCAACAAGCACAGGUCCCCUUUCCGCCACACCUUCUGGGUGGGCUUUGUGCUGCUCUGGGCUUUCUCCUGCUUCUUAUUUGUCACCGCCAACAUCGUCCUCAGCGAGACCAAGCUCUGAUGGCAGGACAUGUCUGGUGACAAGAGAGGUGGGGGUCCCACUCCGUCCUCCCUGCCGGCAAAGCCAAGAGCUAGUUGCCUCCCAGGUCUCCCUGGGGCAGGCAAGGCCCAGGUUCUUGGAAGGGACCCUCCACUCCCCCAGCUGGGGCUCUUCUCCCCACCCAGGACUCCACACAGUCUGCACCUUGCCUCACUCGCCGGGGUCACCCUCCUCCGGGUCCUCCUACGUGGGGCUGCCCCCCUGGCCAGCCGAGUCCCACAACCCAGGCACGCGGCUGCUCCCAGAUUAUUGCUCGGACUGGUUACUGGAAUGGAUUCCUCUGCUUUCACACCCGCCCACCACCCCAGGCGGGCUCCUCCCCCUGCACAGUGGAGACGCAGUGCUGGCACUGCCACUAUUUAUACCAGACACAUGUUCCCCCACCGCCACCGCCCCCUCCCAGUUCCUCCCGCAUCCUUGUCUGGGAAAUCUACUACAUUAGGGCAACCCCAGCCCUCGCCCUCCUCCCACCAGGACUGCUAGUGGCAGGGCUCACCUUCCCGCCAGGCCUGGAGGUGCCAAGUGCCUCUCCUGGGGGAGUGCCUGGCCACUGAUGACAAGGACAGGAAGUGCUAAUCAGUACCAGGGUCCCCAGGCCAGAGCUGUGAGUUCCCUGCUGUGGGCGCUGUGGUGUCUCUGGAGCAGCGGGCGGGAGCAGCCCUUCCAUUGGUGACACAGCAGCCCGUGCCUAGGGAUUAAAGCCCAGAGCUUGUGACCCCUGAAAGGGAUCCUCUGCCCUUCUGACUGGGGUCCCUGGGGCCUCCUGCAGUGCAGGGGGCAGCGUAUAAGGCCCACUAGACGGGAGCUCUCCCCAUCUGUCACCACAGUAGCUUGGGAUCACCUUGGGCAUGUAGGCCCUGGUUCCCACUGUGUGAGAGGUCAGGUCUGCCCCCUGUCCCUGCCGUCCCUGCUCCCACUCCAACACUUAACUGGCUCCCUCUCAAGCCAGGCUGUGGGUGCUCAGCGUUCACAUACUCCACGUCACUUGGGUGCUGUGGGGUGAGAUGGGGCACUGGCCACCAUUCCCGUGGAAGGAGGGUCAGGUUCCAGGGCCCCUCACCAGCUCCUCUGGUCCCCUCCCCCUCACAAUCAUGCGCAUACCUGCUGGGCCAGCCUUCCUGGGAAACAGGUGACUCUAAUGAACUCUGCAUUUUCAAUGUGCCUUCUGCUUCAGGACCUGGGGGCCCCUCCUGGCCCUCCCUGGUGUGACCCCAAGCCCUGGGCCUAACCCUGCCUGUCCUGGAUCCCAGAGCAGCCUGACCAGGAGCUGCCCCUCUGGGGUGGGGUCUCAGGCCCCUCCCCAACCCUCUUUUGAUUUCAGUGCCUUGCUCAACCCUCCGGGGAACCUCUGCGGCCUCCCCACUGCAUCCCACCGUCUUUGAACUUUGGACAGAGCGAGGACGCCAGGUCUCCUGGGGCCUCAGGGAACAGGGAGGGGGACAAGGGAUUCGCAAGAACAAGGGGCGUCUGGUGGCGCCGCCAGCCCCUCCCCUCUGGCCCCUGGCAGCCCCAGCCUGUGCGAAUCUCGUGUCAUAAGUGGCCGCGAUCAGCUUUCUCACUGUGGUCACACGUCUUCACUUCUCACAGCUUAUCCCCGGCAAUUGUUUUCCAUCCUCGUCAAAGAAAGACGCCCCUUCCCCAUCUGCCGUCGUGGCUGCUUCCUAGGGAGCCUCGCCCCAGGGUGGGCGGAGCCGGGAGGCCUCCACAGUGGCCCCGCCCCCUGUAGCUCAGCCCCUCCCUGGAGCAGCCUGGCUGUUUGCUGAGAACUCAAAACAUCUGUACCUACCCUUCUCCAAUUACAUCCCUUCUUGCUUAAGGACAAAGCAAAUUAAAUCAUCCUGCCACCUCAGGCUCCAAACCAAA